GGGAGCGAGCUGCAAAGGCAAAACACUGCAUAGGAAAACCGCCCACCGCGAAGUCUGCGCUGAUACUGUAGUGACUGGCGAACAAAGGCUGUUCCUGUGGCCAAAUGGUCCUCUCAGGCCCCGAGGAUAAAACGGCACCGACCGCUCCUCAUGUCUCUCAUGUCCAACAACAGAUCAGGCGGUUUUCACGACUCGAAACGAUCAAUAAAUAGACCCCUGGACGUCACCACCCCACCGUGAUAAAAUCGCUCUGUGGCUGCACCGCCCGUCUCCACAGGCGUCCACGAGCCUGCCAAAGGUUACGUCAGGCCACCGCACGCGGUAGAAAAGUCGGCCCAGGCAGCGACCCUGCAUGACCUCACUGCACCUCAGUCAGGCCCUUGAUCUGACCGCGUCGCCCAUCAUUUGCGACCUGCAGCGCAUGUGGCCACGCGCGCCCUCGUUCAUUGCUAGUUGUGUCUCUCGCCGCGGCGCAUUGCUGCCGAUCGCAUAAGCGCGGUCGCCGCGCCACGACUCGAGGAGCAACGGGCGAGUCGCUCACAUAAAGCCCUGACGAGCGAGCACCUCCCGCCUCUCCAUGCGCGCCGUUGAGUUGGCCUCGCGACCGACACCUCACAUUCCGCUUACACGAUGGCUCGCGAUGCCUUGGUGCCCUUGCGGCUGCUCGCGGUCCUGAGCGGCUGCAUCCAGGGCGUGCUCGCGUCGCCAACACCUCCCGAAUACGACGCUCUGCAACGCGUGCUGCAGCCGGCGCGCCAUCCCGAAGCGCAACCGCACCAGCAGCGCAAGCUGAACGGCCGCUUCUUACACAUCACUGAUUUGCAUCCCGACGACUUUUACAAGGCCCACACCUCGUCCGAGGAGGGCAUUGCGUGCCACCGCGGUAAAGGUAUGGCCGGCAUGUAUGGCGCGGAGAUGACGGAUUGCGACUCGCCGUUUUCCCUCGUCAAUGCCACCUUUGACUGGAUCGAGGCCAACAUUCGAGACGACAUCGACUUCGUCGUGUGGACCGGCGACUCGGCCCGCCACGACAGUGACGAGAAGCAUCCGCGCACCGCCGAGCAGGUUCUCGACUCUAACCGCCGCGUCGCCGACAAGUUUGUCGAGGCCUUCACCUUACCCCACGACGGCAGGCUCGCCAUCCCCGUCAUUCCCACCUUCGGCAACAAUGACUUCCUCCCCCACAACAUCAUGGAGGCAGGGCCCAACAAGUGGUUCCAUGCCUACAGUGACAUUUGGAGCCGCUUCGUUCCCGAGGAGCAGCGCCACUCGUUUGGCUUUGGCGGUUGGUUCUACGUCGAGGUCAUCCCCGGCAAGCUGGCUGUCUUUAGCCUCAACACCAUGUUCUUCUUUGACCGCAAUGCCGCCGUCGACGGCUGUGCGAACCCCUCGGAGCCGGGCUUCAAGCAUAUGGAGUGGCUGCGUAUUCAGCUGCAGCACCUGCGCGACAUGGGUAUGAAGGCCAUCCUCAUCGGCCACGUACCCCCGGCCCGCACCGACAGCAAGCAGAAUUGGGAUGAGACGUGCUGGCAGCGGUACACACUAUGGCUAAGGCAGUAUCGCGACGUCGUAACCGCGUCUCUGUUUGGGCACAUGAACAUUGACCACUUUCUGCUUAGCGACACCAAAAAGAUUGACCUGACGAUUGAAACGGAAAGCGCAGCCGACCGCGAACACAUGGACGAGGGGUUCUCUGUUGAGUCCAAGAGCGAUUACCUUUUGGAGUUGCGUGAUGAGUGGUCGGGUCUCCCCGGCUCGGCGAUUGAGGUUCAAGAAGACAACGGCGAUGACGGCGAUGACGCAUCCGCAGACAAGAAGGGGAAGAAGAAAAAGAAGAAGUUCAAGAAGAUUGGGGGCAAGUAUGCCGAAAGGUAUCAGCUAUCAUUUGUCAGCCCGAGCGUGGUGCCCAACUUUUUUCCGACUCUUCGGGUUUAUGAGUACAAUAUUACAGGGUUGGGUGAAGCAGCAUUGUGGCAGGACUCGUUCGUUGAGAACACACAACGGACAUCUCCUCAACCGUGGAAUGAGAAGGAUUGGGAUGAGGAGACACACAAUGAGCUCAGGCGAAGUAUCGAGGCGGAGCGAAAGAAGCACAAGAAGAAGGAGGGCAAGAAGGGCAAGAAGAAGCCCAAGAAGGACCCCAACCUCAUCGUCCCCGAGGACCCACCAAAGGGCUCGUUGCCCGGACCGGCGUACUACCCGCAAGCGCUCACCCUGACGGGCUACACGCAAUACUUUGCCAACCUAACGUACAUCAACAACGACAUCCAGGACGCGGACGUGGACGGGCUGAAGUGGCGGGGCGGCAAUCCCGACGGCAGAACCCCCAAGCACUCGCCGCCGAAGCCGAACAAGUUCAAGUACGAGGUCGAGUACAGCACGUUUGACGACAAGAUCUACAAGCUCAAGGACCUGACGGUCAAGAGCUACCUCGGGCUCGCGUACCGCAUGGGCCAGAAAAAGACCAACUCGGCUGGUGUCCUCGCCGAUGACUUGAAGGAGGCGGAUACAGAGGUUGGCGCUGACGGCAAGGGCAAGAAGAAGAAGAAGAAGAAGGAUCGCGAGAGGAAUAAGGCAUGGCUACAUUUCUUGGGACACGCGUUCGUCAAGACGGUGCCUAAGGAUGAGUUGGAGAAGAUGUAGACGUCGCAGUCAUGGUUAGAGAUUGCAUUAUGAGCAAGCGAGGCGUUUGGGCGUGUCGAUACGGCACGGCAUUGGUAUCCGGAGGAUAUGAUGUUUUUUUGGACGUAAGAUUUGCGCAUUGCGGACAACAUAUGCAGCAUUUGGCUUCAUCUUGAGGUAUAAACAACAGUCUUUAGAUGUGAAUCUCAAGCAGCGUUUGCCAAGACUCGAGCUCCAAGCCAUGCAGCAUGAGCAGCAGGUGGACGAAGAUACACAACGGCACGAUAGCGAAG
Messenger RNA from Purpureocillium takamizusanense, 2915 nucleotides. It is a transcript of the gene PPN1, whose product is annotated as Endopolyphosphatase. The record is from RefSeq and is a predicted model, not a curated record. Gene Ontology annotation, cellular component: membrane; fungal-type vacuole. The transcript has 2 exons. Gene Ontology annotation, biological process: polyphosphate catabolic process. Bases 631 to 2643 code for a protein of 670 amino acids. Gene Ontology annotation, molecular function: endopolyphosphatase activity; exopolyphosphatase activity. NCBI's taxonomy places the organism in Eukaryota, Fungi, Ascomycota, Sordariomycetes, Hypocreales, Ophiocordycipitaceae.